Messenger RNA from Geosmithia morbida, 702 nucleotides. RefSeq lists its product as uncharacterized. NCBI's taxonomy places the organism in Eukaryota, Fungi, Ascomycota, Sordariomycetes, Hypocreales, Bionectriaceae. The record is from RefSeq and is a predicted model, not a curated record. Bases 1 to 702 code for a protein of 233 amino acids. The transcript has a single exon.
AUGCCUCACGCAUCCUACCACGCCCACCCGGUACGUAGCUACGGCCACGGCCACGGCCACGUCCACGCGCGUCACCUCAUCCAGGAGCGCGCCGAGGAGGCUUAUUCCCCCAAGAGUGCAUCCUACGGCACCGAAAGCAACCACAUUGUCCGGCGCGACUCCGGAUCAGACGACACCAUGAUCAACCUCCUCCUCAUCAUCCUCGGUCUCGUCUUCCUAGCCCUCCUGUCCGUCGCUGCCCUAUGGUUCCUCCGCCGCCGCCGUCAGCGUCUCGCGCGCGCUGCCGCCCUGGCCAGCGCCGGCUCCAUGAACGACGACGGCCUGCCCUCCUACAGCGAAAAGGCCGCCUGCGGCCCCGGCGGCCUCACCAUCGAGACCAAGCACAACGGCCGCUCCAGCACAAUCUACAUCAACCGCGACGGCCAGCCUAUGCUCGCCAACCCCAAGUCGCCCCCCCACUCCCCCGACAAUGUCCCCGAGAUCCACAUCACCUUCCCCGACGAGCAGGACGACCAGGGCAAGAACACGAGCGGCCGCGUCCUCGUCGUCCGCGUCGGCGACAACGCCUCGGUCGGUCUGGAGCCCGUCUCCGGUGACGACGAGCAGCUCCCCGCCUACGAGAAGGAUUCCAAGGCCGGCUUCUACUCCGUCGAUAUGGACAAGAUUGGUGGUCUCAAGGAGAAGGAUCCUCGCUACGAGUGA